Durio zibethinus is the source of this 710-nucleotide messenger RNA. NCBI's taxonomy places the organism in Eukaryota, Viridiplantae, Streptophyta, Magnoliopsida, Malvales, Malvaceae. The record is from RefSeq and is a predicted model, not a curated record.
AUGGGAAAGAAAAAAGAACAUGUGGUGAAGGAUGGUGCAGGUAGUGGUCCUGGUGGAGGGGCUGUGUUUAGCUUUCUUUGCCCUUUUUGUUUGAUUGCAACCGUCUCCGAUUACAGUGUUCGAUCUUCUUCAGCUUUAAUGGAUCCACUAGGUGCAGUCGAUGAGGCUAUCUUAAGCGUCCCGGAAGCUGAAUUGACAAAGGAAAGAGAGAAGACAAAGCUCAUGAAGGAGUCGGCAAGGGCCGAUCAAGCUGCACUGGAAGCGAAGGAGAGAGAACUAGCAAUGCUUGUGAGAAAGAAGGAUCGAAUGCUUGCAACCAAAGAAGCUGGGGAUAGAUUGGUGGAUGUUUUCCUCGAAGCAGAUGGUAAUAACGAGAAUUUUGAUGAGACAGCUAUGAUGGACGCUAUUUUAGCUUUGAUAAGGGAUGAUGGUGGCGAUGACGGAGGCGAUGACGUCGUCGAUGAAGGCGGCGAUGACAGUGGCGAUGGCGGCGACGGGGAGUAAUAGCUUGCGGCAACGGUGGUGGAUAUGCCGGUGUUUUCUGUACCGACCACCUUGAAUAAAGACAAACCUGGGUUUGAAUAAGUUUUCAACUGCUCUGACUCUGCUCUGCGCUUUUGUUAUUUUUAGCUUCUUAAGUUGAAUAAAAAAAGGGUGCCAAAAUAAAAGAAUGUUGAAUAUUUGGAAUAGUAAUUAUCCUUUUAGUUUGA